Melitaea cinxia (Glanville fritillary) is the source of this 1453-nucleotide messenger RNA. RefSeq lists its product as uncharacterized. The coding region runs from base 40 to 957 and encodes 305 amino acids. The transcript has 2 exons. The record is from RefSeq and is a predicted model, not a curated record. NCBI's taxonomy places the organism in Eukaryota, Metazoa, Arthropoda, Insecta, Lepidoptera, Nymphalidae.
AAUAGACAGUCUGUGUUGAAGCUUUACGGAUAGCGCAAGAUGCAGUGCUUUAUAUGUGUAACAUAUCUUAUGAUCAUAGCCACAGCACAUCCGCCGAAAGGUCGAGAAAUAACUAAAGUGGUCGAGAAACGUUCCAUAUUCAACGAUGUUAUACAAUCACUGCGAAUGCGAGCUCAAUUACCUGAAGACAUCAACUUAAGUGAUGAAAAUAAUAUUGGACAAAACUACGACAGAUACGGAAUUGAAAAUGAAUCACUUCAAUUACCUAACGAUUUAGACUUUAUGCCAAGGAGAAACGAUAGAAUUGAAAUGCCACCGAUGAAAUACCGUUUCCCGAAAAAUCUUAAAGGUAAUGACAGUUUUGAUAAUUCUGAAAGUGCUAAAGAAGAAAUAGUUGUGUACGUAAAUACGCCAGAUGAAGAUGGUGAAAUUAGUUCUACUACACAAAAACCAAAGAAACAAAAGCGUCCAAGACCAGCUGCAAAUAAGAACAAAAACACAUUAGCUAUUAAAAACGAUGAUGUCACAGAAACAGUACCGACAAAUAGUAAGCCAUUUUCGAACACAAUGGGUGGUCUCAGUCAGAUUGGCCAUCGUGAAUCUCAAACAGUAGUUAAGCCUACUGUCAUUGUCAAUUUUAGAGGAUCGGUUAUGCAUAAAGAAAGUGACAUAAGACUCGAAAGAAGACGAAAUGAAAACAAUACAAUUAUACCACAAAAUAUUUUUAAUAUAAAUCAAGAAAUUAAAGUUGAAAGAAACGAUGCAAUGGAUUCAAUUGGUGAAAUGAAAAAAUCACUGAAUGUCAAACAAGACAUAAAUAUAAGAGAUUUGAGAAAGUCACAAAUAGAAGAAGAUAUGAUGAUGUGUGAAACAUCAUCAUCGAAAGAUGAUAAGAAAACAAAUAGAUCAGAUCGCUCGAAUAAGUUCAAUGUCUUACAAAUAAGAUUUACGAUUUAAAAUAAAUAAAAUAAAUAUCUCUAAGCGUAACGAAUAAAACAUUUCUAAUGGACAAGAUCAACUACAGUAAAUAGCAGUAAAGGCAUAAAUGUGAAUAGGAUAUAAAUGAAACUUUAAAGUUUUUAUUACGUGUAUUACAAAAUAUGUUGAAAUUAGUGCCAAGCCCUAGGUUCUAGAAAAAAUGUUAAUAAUGUUUUUAUUUCAUGUACUCUCUGCUCGUUAUAACGGUGAAUGUUGCUAAGCUUUAAUGUGGUUCUUGGUACACCACAGGUUGUGAACAACUUUGAUUACAUAAUUUUUAACAUGUUGACGAUGGACUGAAUUUAGUUUAAGUUAUUUAAGAUUAAUUAAAUACUAAAAAAAUAUAUUAUAAGGGCUAAAGUAGUUAUAAGUAAAUUUCAGUAAACAAAAUAAUUAUAAUGUUUUUGAUUUUACUACUCCAAGGCUAUCACGAAUGUCUCCUACAGUUUCCUAAAUAAAAAUUACAUCAACUUAU